AUGUAUAACAAAAUAUCCAAGCAGGCCGCUAUACUUCUGCAAUCACCUGAAUUAAAGGCUGGCUUGGCAGCUCUUCCCCAUUGGAAGUACGCAAAUGGGGCUUUGUUUAGAGACUUCCAGCUCCGCGACUUUGAAUCAACAUGGUCGGUUCUAAACCAAAUUGCACUGAGAUCACAUUUAUGGGGCCAUCACCCGACUAUAACUACUACUUAUAACAAAGUCUCACUUAUUCUCACGAACCAUGACUUGGGAGGGGUGACUGAUAUUGACAUGAAGAUGGCUAGACGUAUAGAAAAGUAUAUUUCAGAAGAACUUUAA
Messenger RNA from Eremothecium cymbalariae DBVPG#7215, 318 nucleotides. RefSeq names its product 4a-hydroxytetrahydrobiopterin dehydratase (gene MCO14). Gene Ontology annotation, biological process: tetrahydrobiopterin biosynthetic process. Lineage: Eukaryota; Fungi; Ascomycota; Saccharomycetes; Saccharomycetales; Saccharomycetaceae. Gene Ontology annotation, molecular function: 4-alpha-hydroxytetrahydrobiopterin dehydratase activity. Bases 1 to 318 code for a protein of 105 amino acids. The transcript has a single exon. The record is from RefSeq and is a predicted model, not a curated record.